Electrophorus electricus (electric eel) is the source of this 611-nucleotide messenger RNA. RefSeq names its product cholecystokinin a (gene ccka). Gene Ontology annotation, molecular function: neuropeptide hormone activity. The record is from RefSeq and is a predicted model, not a curated record. NCBI's taxonomy places the organism in Eukaryota, Metazoa, Chordata, Actinopteri, Gymnotiformes, Gymnotidae. Gene Ontology annotation, cellular component: axon; extracellular region. Gene Ontology annotation, biological process: digestion.
UGAAGUUUCUCCUCCACACUGGUGCAACCCAGAGCAGGGCUCUCCCUCUGUCUCCUCCUCAACACUGCUAUUCUCAUCCUCAAGCUCAGCUGAAGCCAUGAACACUGGAAUCUGUGUGUGCAUGUUGCUGGCGGCACUCUCCAGCAGUGGGUGCCUUGCUCUCCCUACACACUCAUUCGUUGAGGGGCAGUCGGACAGUGGGGCAGUAGCUGCACGCACACGCCACACCCGAGCAGUACCCCGUAGUGGACAGCUCAAUCUGUUGUCUAAAACACAGGAAGAGGAGGUGGAGGAAGACCCUGCCCGGAGACUGAAUGAACUGCUGGUCAGACUCAUUUCCAGGAAAGGAUCAUAUCGCAGGAGUCCUAUAAACAGCAGGUCUCCUAGCCCCAACCACAGAAUAAAGGACAGAGACUACCUGGGCUGGAUGGAUUUUGGCCGGCGGAGUGCAGAAGAGUAUGAGUACUCUUCAUAAUAUCGCACCUACAAAGAAUUUUCUAUCUACCAGCCAAACAUCUGUACAGAGUGGUAUCUUUUAUUUAUUUUCUCACAUACUUGUGUAUAUAUGAUUUGUCAUCUCAUUAGAAAUAUAUUGAGUAUUCCAGAAUAAA